Molecule: messenger RNA, 3363 nt
Organism: Anguilla rostrata (American eel)
Lineage: Eukaryota; Metazoa; Chordata; Actinopteri; Anguilliformes; Anguillidae
Gene: fam163ab
Product: family with sequence similarity 163 member Ab
Exons: 5
Coding region: 1016-1471 (151 amino acids)
Source: RefSeq, a predicted model, not a curated record
UGAAGCGACGCCUCCCAGUUGCGCUCCCUACAGCCUCGUUUUUCCAAAACAGGGCAGGACCGUCCCCAUCUACGACCGUCCCCGAAUUUUACACAUUUCAACAGGACGCCUUUUCACUUUCGUACUGUCUACGUUUCCCUUCUUUUUUGUCCUCUUACUGGAUUAACAUUUUCGUUUGGAGGUUUUUCAGUUUAAAGAUGACCGAAACGAAUUAACAGUUGGGCGUGAUGGACGGAAAGGAAUAGUACGUUCAGUUUUAUUGUUUUUUUUUUGUUUUUUUUUUCAUCCAAGAUGGUAAUUUAAUUGAACUAUAUCACUGAUUAGUUUUUUCUUUUCGGUAUAUUAUAUAAUUCUCUCAAAUACGGCAUUGGCUUGUACAUUUACACUUUUUUACAUGCAUCUCCCUGAAUUCUGCAAACCGUGACGAGGCUCCUUUCGCCAAAAUUAUUGCCUCUGUGGGUUUACACUCUGACCUCUAUUGAACAUACAAUCCAUCACCCAGACUGUUGCAUUCUUCCCGGGGGAACAGCAGCGCGCGCGGUGUACUCACUGGAUGUGUUUGGAGUCGCAAUCCCUGUUCGAGCGUUACCCCUCGUCUUUCCCAGAAAUGCAAUGUAAUUCCUCGUGCCUUCGUCGCCGUUGCACUUCAGAAGAGGGGAAUAAGGUAUUUGAAGUAAGGAAAACAACAAUGUAGCAUUUGAAUUACUCGACUAAUAAGUUGUUUUGUGUGAUGUGGAAACAAUUAAACGAAUCACGCCAUCGUAUAGUACUAUAACGCGAUAAAGACUAUAUCAUCUGGAAACAUUCACUGGGAGACUAUCUAUCGCAUUUCACUCAUCGUGAAAUCGUGUUCGGAAAGGAUAAAACAGAGGUGUGUGAAGAUCUGCCCAAAUCUGUGCCCCUCUGUAGCAGGACUUGAAACGCCACUCCCAGGCAGUUCUCCAGUCUGCCCUCCAUCUCUCUUCUGAUGUAUUAAAGCACACUUUGCUGAAUGGUUUGAUGGAGAUCUGGUCGGAUGACAGCUGGAACUGUUGUCAUUACCGGAGGAAUUCUCGCAACGGUGAUACUCCUGUGUAUCAUAGCAGUGCUUUGUUACUGUAGGCUCCAGUAUUACUGCUGUAAAAAGAAUGAGCUGGAUGGGGACACAGGCUCAGGCUCUCAGCCACAGUUCGCCUGCAAUGCCUGCAGCGCACCGGGCGUGGACGGGUCGGCCGUCACCCCCCUCUCCCUGUCACCCGACCCCGCGCCGCCCCGAAACUACUGCCCCACCUGCUCGCCCUACAGCUCGCCCUUCUACAUCCGCACCACGGACGAGAUGCGCAACGGCGGCGAGCGCAUCACCUACAUGCCCACGCACUACGAAAACCCGGCGCUGUCCCUCACCCUCUCCUCCAUGCACAGCGCCCCGAUGAGCUCCCGCAACCCGCUGGACUUCUACACCAACACACGGGCCAUCAGCACCGAGGUCUGACCUGCGGACACUUGAGAAUCUCCCACCCGCGGACCAGGCCGCAGAACCCCUGUCUCUCUGUCGUCUGUACCAGUUUAGAGUAGAUGCUGGCAGAGGGUUCGUCAAACCUUUGAGGACUGUUCCUGAGAUGCCUGGGGCUCCAGGCUCAAAACUUACCCUCUCCCUGCUUCCCACUGGAUCCCACUAAACAUGUGACAUUUUGAAAAUACAAAUAUUUAGAACAAUGUAUGAGGGCUAAUUAUAUUGUUGUCGUACCUGUAUCCACAACUUGUGGUUUUGUCUUAUCUGCUAACAAGAAUGAAUAAAAAGAAUGCGUGUACUUUUGGGUCAGGCACAAAAGAAAAUAAUAUUUGUCUUUUGAACAUGGGAAGAAAAGUCCUGAGCGAUGCCAUUUUUUCCGAUCAGCAUUUUUAACUGAAUAGUGAGCAAAACUGUAUAAAGUCAACAUUUCAGAGCUUUCUCUAUGCAAGUACUGUACAUUCACACCCAACACAUGGAGAGAAACAGUGAACAGGAGCCAAGCAAUGCAGCUAUUACCUGCUUUACCUGUCUUAGCCUGCUGUUUAUUAUAAUAUUGAAGGAGAACUAAGAUAAGUUUUGUCAGGACACCAAUGGCUUUUGUCACAGACAGAAAGACUGCUGGGAAGUUGGAGUCUGAAGCGGCCAUUGGAGCAGAGUUUCUCCAUCUGGAUUUUGAGGGUAACAAUGCUGUUCUACCAGGAGACUCUUAGGCUAGUUUGUAGCCUUAAACAUCUGAUGCUGCCAGGAUUUCUUGAGACAGGGCACUGGAGCUAAAAUUAAAAGAAAAAAAAACUUUAGAAUACUGUUCUUAUCUAUCUUGAUAGUGAUGCAAAAAAAAUGCAUUAGAGAAUUUGUGUUUAUUUGGUAAUUUAUUUGGUUAAGGUUGGAUGACUUUGGGAACAGUCAAUAUGCAUUCUGAAGUGGGAUUGUGGUCAUUUAUGGAAAGACAAAGUUUGACUGAGGCAUACAGUAGUUUGUGCCAUACAAGGGAGUACUCUCCACAGUCUCUCUUCACUCUCUUCAUUAUUUAAUUAGUCUUCAUAUAUUCUCUUUUUCGCUCACUAUCUAUGUGUUCAUUUGAAUUUCUAAUAUAGUAGGAAUGUCUGCAUUCAUUUACUUUUGAUUUUUGUUACAUUGAUGCACCUUUUAAAGUGAUAUUAGACAAUAAUGCUUGCAAUACGUAUGGUAUUAUUUUUUCCCUUAUUUGUGUUUUUUCAGUGUAGGAUGUGAAGAACAUUUUUUUUAAAAUCUUGACUGGAACAGCAAAGCAAAAAAAAAAAAAAGAAAAUAAAGUGACACUAAUAAUACUAUUGAUAUUAAUUGUAGUAAUGUUCUAAAAAAAAAUGUUCCCCUUUCAUUUUCAGUUUUCAGGAGCCCACAACUCACCUCACCACACAACUACGAUGUGUGACCACAUACUGUAGUAACCAUUUAUCAACAUUCAAUAUCCUCUUCCCAUAGGUCCUGGCUUUUUAAGGAAACAUGUUACAUAGAGUAUAAAUAACUGUUAAUCAGUUAAUUCAGAUGCCCACUCAGUGUCCAAUUCUAGGACCUUAGCUCAUUGUAUCCUUGUAAGACACUGCUUGCCUGUAGCUUGGUUGUCAAAUUUUGUCACAGUUAUAUCUCUAAUGUCAGAUAAACACAUGGCUGGCAUCUAUUUCCUUUGGUUUAUUGUUUUUUUUUUUAAGAUUAACUGUAUUUUUAAAGGUUAUAUUAUUCUAAGAUAAAGAACACACACAUUGGAAAUGCCCACUUAUUUCACAAAUGUUCCCUUUUGAAGACAAUUAAAUAUUAAUAACUGCAACAAACUCCUUAUGUUGUCUUGCCUGACAUCUUGCUUUAAAAUGGCAAACAUAUAUAAAUUCUGUGUC